Onychostruthus taczanowskii (white-rumped snowfinch) is the source of this 1853-nucleotide messenger RNA. RefSeq names its product zinc finger protein CKR1-like. Lineage: Eukaryota; Metazoa; Chordata; Aves; Passeriformes; Passeridae. The transcript is spliced from 2 exons. Gene Ontology annotation, biological process: regulation of cytokine production; regulation of immune system process; negative regulation of transcription by RNA polymerase II. The record is from RefSeq and is a predicted model, not a curated record. Bases 35 to 1435 code for a protein of 466 amino acids.
GAGGGAUCUGCUUUGUCCCGGUGCUGCCUCUGCCAUGGAGCCGUGGGUGCUGCUGGAUCCGCGGCAGAAGGCCCUGUACCUCGACGUGAUGCACGAGAGCUACGAGACCCUCAUGUCCCUGGCUCAGGGGCUGGUGAGUGAAAAAGCCGUGGAGAAAGGAGCAGCGGAGAGCAGUGCUGGGCUCAGGCCACACUCAUCCCACAGCCUGGAGCGGGAGAAGCCCCUGGGCUCCCACAGGCGCAAAGCGAGGCGCCCAGACAAAGCCGUCCCCCCUGGGACCCCCAAACCCACCACGCUCCCCAAACUCAGCUGUGUCAAACCCCUGCGUGGAAAAGGCCCAGCCCGGGAGCGUCCGUUCGGCUGCGCCGACUGCGGGAAGAGCUUCCCAUGGGCGUCGCACCUGGAGCGGCACCGGCGCGUCCACACGGGCGAGCGGCCCUUCGGCUGCCCCGAGUGUGGCGAGACCUACAGCCAGAGCUCGCACCUGCUGCAGCACCGCCGCAGCCACGCCAGCGACCGCCCGCACAAGUGCGGCGACUGCGGGAAGCGCUUCGGCGCCGCGGCCGAGCUGGCGGCCCACGGCCGCGGCCACGCCGCCGACAAACCUCACAAGUGCGAGGACUGCGGGAAGGGCUUCGUGUGGGCGUCGCACCUGCAGCGGCACCGGCGCGUCCACACCGGCGAGAAGCCCUUCGAGUGCGCCGAGUGCGGCGAGGCUUUCAGCCAGGGCUCGCACCUCGCCAAGCACCGCCGCAGCCACACGGGCGAGCGGCCGCACCGCUGCCCGGCCUGCGGGAAGACCUUCUGCCAGAGCUCCGACCUGGCGCGGCACCGCCGCACGCACCUGGGCAGGAAGGCGCUGCGCUGCGGCGACUGCGGGAAGUUGUUCCGGGCAGGGCCGGCGCUGGCGCGGCACCAGCGGUGCCAUCGCCGGGAGCACUCGCACCGCUGCAGCGACUGCGGGAAGGGCUUCGUGUGGGCGUCCCACCUGGAGCGGCACCGGCGCGUCCACACCGGCGAGCGGCCCUUCCCCUGCGGCAGCUGCGGCGAGCGCUUCACCCAGAAGGCUCACCUGCUGCAGCACCGCAAGACCCACUCGCCAGAGAGGCCCUACAAGUGCGGCGACUGCGGGAAGCGCUUCGGGGAAGCCCCGCUGUUCCUGGUGCACCAGCGUGGCCACGCUGCGCACAAGAGCUACACCUGUGACGACUGCGGGAAGGGCUUUGCCUGGGCGUCGCACCUGGAGCGGCACCGCCGCGUUCACACCGGCGAGAAGCCCUUCAAGUGCCCCGAGUGCGGCGAGGCUUUCAGCCAGGGCUCGCACCUCGCCAAGCACCGCCGCAGCCACCUCCCCAAGGCUGCGGGGCCCUCGCCCCUUGCCAGGACACGGCUCGCCGGGGACACGCCUGCAGCUCAGAGCAGCGAGGAUCCCUAAGGACUCAGAUGUUCCUCGCUGUGAUGGAUGUGGAGACACGACGGAGGGAAAACUUGUCUUGGCGACAAGCAAGGACGACGAGUGACGCUUGAAGGACACCGGGGUGGGUGACAGGGGUGCUCUGUUGUGGCACAGAUUUAUCUGCCCUGGUGUCUACCCACAGCAAUGGGUGAACAUUUGCACCUGCUGCAGUCCAGACCCCAGAAAAGGGACAAGCUGGGGGAGAAGGAGCCUAUUCCCGAAGGAAACAGCGCUUGGCUCCAUCAGGGAAGGGUGGGGGAACCAGGGCUGGUUCUGAUGCAAAAAUGCAGUGGUGUUGCGCCCACUUUGUGCUGCCAGCAGGCGGGAGAAGAGGAUGGAGGGGGCAAGAUGCUCAGGGUGAGCAGGAGGUGCUGGCACAGGGCAGGAAUAAAGUGGG